This is a messenger RNA of Lolium rigidum, 753 nucleotides long. Its product is annotated as 40S ribosomal protein S12. The record is from RefSeq and is a predicted model, not a curated record. Gene Ontology annotation, biological process: translation. Gene Ontology annotation, molecular function: structural constituent of ribosome. Lineage: Eukaryota; Viridiplantae; Streptophyta; Magnoliopsida; Poales; Poaceae. The coding region runs from base 119 to 553 and encodes 144 amino acids. The transcript has 5 exons. Gene Ontology annotation, cellular component: ribosome; cytosolic small ribosomal subunit.
CUGGUAGACUCGAACGAUUGCCCUCCUCGCGAAAACCCUACCGCCGCCGCUCUCCGAGCUCCCAAGGCUCCGGAUCCCUCUCCCCUCGCAGUUGCCCCGGUUGUUUGUUGCCCUUGAGAUGGCGGAUGAAGCCCCAGCACAAGUUGCGGCACCUGUUGUGGAGGCACCUACCCCUGUCCUUGGAGAGCCAAUGGACCUGAUGACUGCUCUGCAGCUCGUCAUGAAGAAGUCAAGUGCUCAUGAUGGUCUUGUAAAGGGGCUCCGUGAGGUUGCCAAGGCCAUUGAGAAGCACGUGGCUCAGCUUUGUGUGCUAGCUGAGGACUGUGACCAGCCUGAUUACGUGAAGCUUGUUAAGGCACUUUGUGCUGAGCACAAUGUUCACCUUGUUACAGUGCCAAGUGCUAAGACACUUGGCGAGUGGGCAGGGCUUUGCAAGAUUGACUCUGAGGGCAAGGCAAGGAAGGUUGUAGGCUGCUCCUGUGUUGUCGUCAAGGACUACGGUGAAGAGUCCGAGGGCCUUAACAUUGUUCAGGAGUACGUCAAGUCUCACUAGGUUGAGGAAGUUUAUCAUGCAAAGAACUUGUGUUAGCCAUUUUGGUCCUGCGUUUAAGUUUAUGCUUUGUUCUUGUGCUUGCUGGGAUAUCGUUUCAAAUUUCAACUGUGAGCCUAGCGUUAUUAGUGAUUUGGACCUCUGAACCUUUGUUUAUCAGGCAUACGCUGCUUUUAUGAAUCAGUGACAGCUGGAAAUCUUUA